Messenger RNA from Penicillium alfredii, 351 nucleotides. RefSeq names its product cytochrome c oxidase subunit 6B family protein. Gene Ontology annotation, biological process: mitochondrial respiratory chain complex IV assembly. The transcript has 2 exons. Bases 1 to 351 code for a protein of 116 amino acids. NCBI's taxonomy places the organism in Eukaryota, Fungi, Ascomycota, Eurotiomycetes, Eurotiales, Aspergillaceae. Gene Ontology annotation, cellular component: respiratory chain complex IV; mitochondrion; mitochondrial intermembrane space. The record is from RefSeq and is a predicted model, not a curated record.
AUGGGCUGGCUCCCCUGGUCCGGCAGUCCAUCCCCCGACAAAGCCUCCGACGGCGGCCGCAUCGCCCCGGACCGAUCAAGUCGCGCGCGCUGCUGGGAAGGCCGCGAUCUGUUUUUCAGCUGUCUCGACCGCAACAACAUCGUGGACUCUGUCAAGGACGACAAGGAAGCGCGGCGCAAGUGCGGGAAAGAGGUUGAGGAGUUUGAGGCGGCAUGUUCGCAGACUUGGGUGAAAUAUUUCAAGGAGAAGCGCGUGAUGGAAUAUAACCGGGAUAAGACGAUUGAGCGGAUCAAGAAGGAGGAUGCGGCCAAGGUGAGCGAGUUGAAGUCGCAAGGAUGGAACUCGAAAUAA